UCCAUUCAGGCAGGAUGCUGCUGUCCGAGCAGAAUUGUAAAGGUGAAAGAGAGCAAAACUAAAAACUCUCUCUAAUAGCUUUUAUUCUUCUUUAUUUUUCACUUUCAUUUGAGUGAUCGAAGCGGAUGCAGCUUCAGAUCGGCUUCAGAAGUUGGACAGUCAGAGAUUUGCGUGCCAUGACUCUUGGAUUUGGACAUUCUCCAGGCAGCGCGCAGCAGACGGCGUGGAUCGUUUUAAAAAGCAUCACGCGUGUCCGGAGGGCGAUAAAUCAACAUGUGGCUGUUUAAAUAAAAUAAAGGAGGGCAUGGAUGAAUAGUGAUCUCCAUCCGAACAGCUGAUAUUUACAGUUAUGGAAUGAAAACACUAUCCUAAGAUAUAAUGGAUGAGAGAUCCAGCAAGCUCAUCUUGGUUCCCAUCUUGGCUGUCCUUUUUGUUAUGAUAGGUUAUCAGUACAUAUGUCCUGCGGGCAGCAAUUCAUGCCACUUUAAGUCCGGGGAGAGAUUCAGAGGGGUGAGCCUGCUUUCCUCCCCUUAUCAGGACACGGACGACUUCUACAGAGAUCCCGAUCUGGACGAUGACGGUCCGCCACGUCUGCCGUACAAAUUCAACUUCACCGAGAGAGACCUGGACAGGCGCGUGGAGUUCAACAUCAAAGGAGACGACGUGAUCGUGUUCCUGCACAUCCAGAAGACCGGAGGGACCACUUUCGGUAGGCACCUGGUGAGGAAUAUCCGAUUGGAACAGCCGUGCGACUGCAAGCCCGGCCAGAAGAAGUGCACCUGUCACCGGCCGGGCAAAGAGGAGUCCUGGCUCUUCUCCCGGUUCUCCACAGGCUGGAGCUGCGGGCUGCACGCAGACUGGACCGAGCUCACCAACUGCGUCCCGGUGGUGAUGGAUAAGAAGGAGGCCCAGAGGAAUAAAAGGAACUUCUACUAUAUCACCAUGCUGCGAGACCCAGUCUCCCGCUACCUGAGCGAGUGGAAACAUGUCCAGAGAGGAGCCACAUGGAAGACAGCACUCCAUAUGUGUGAUGGACGCUCACCGACCCAGGAUGAGCUGCCUACCUGUUACAGUGGCGACGACUGGUCUGGUGUCACCCUGAAAGAUUUCAUGAACUGCCCCUCAAACUUGGCCAACAACCGGCAAGUGCGGAUGCUGGCUGAUCUGAGCUUAGUGGGUUGCUACAACCUUUCCUCAAUGAAUGAGAGCCAGCGUAACCACAUCCUUUUGAGCAGCGCCAUGAGCAACCUGAAGAACAUGGCGUUCUACGGCCUGACUGAGUUCCAGCGCAAGACGCAGUACCUGUUUGAGCGGACGUUCAGCCUGCGCUUCAUCUCCGCCUUCACGCAGAUUAACAGCACAAGGGCGGCCAACGUGGACCUGAGCGAGGCUGUACGCAGACGCAUCGAGGAGCUCAAUUUCUUGGACGUUCAGCUGUACGAGUAUGCGAAGGACCUGUUCCUUCAGCGGUUCCAGUACACCCGGCAGAGGGAGCACCAGGAGGUGCGCUUGAAGAGGCGUGAGGAGAGACGCUGGUUGAGGGAGCAAAGGGAGCAGGGCAGGCCAUGGCCUUCUAAACACAAAGGGAGAGUUUUUGAGAAACAAACUGAAAAUGACCUGCCCACUACCACUGAGGAUUAUACGAGCCAAGUGGUCCGUUGGUGAGGCUCCGUUAAACAGAGAGCUGCGACAGAUGAGAUGUUAUGUCUCUUGUACAUCGUAGGACUCUCUUUGUUCUUCACCAUUAUUCCAUCUACCGCAUCAGUCUGUUAAGUUUGGUAUUAGAGCUUUGUUUCAUUUAGAAUAUUCUGCAUCUUUUGAAGUCUUGGAGAGCCUUUAGUGUCUUAUACUUUUAAAUGCUGUCCAAACAUUGUUUCAUUUAACUACUGCCUUAGUUUUACUUUGCAAAAGGAUAAUGCAAACAAACAGAAAAUGCAGACGGCAGUGAUUUUGAUAUUCACAGGAUGUUUCUGAAUGUCUUUGAGGUUAAUAUUAGUGUGCCAGCAGCUUUCACUACAACUGACUUUAUAUAGUUGAGUCCCAGGCAUCAUAUGUGGAUGGGAAAAGUAGCCUUGGACGUCUGUUUUUAUUUUUGAAACAUAGAAAAUGGAAUACAGAGUUUAUCUAUCUAUAAAACAAAGCAUUUCCUACAUCUGUUGUUCACUCACCCCGCUACCCAGAUUCAGCCGUUGAAAUCUAAAGUAUACAAUUAGUAAGGAAUAUAAAAAGGUUAGAAAAAUGGAAGAUUAAGUAGAGUCAUGUGGUUGGCCUUUUUCUUUCCUCUAAGCUGCUUCAACUGGAUAAUGUUGCUUGCAAAGAAUUUUCACAGAGCUUGAUAUGAUGUGUCUGUCUGCCAAUCAAGCCUAGCGAUUUACAAGGCAACUCUUUUAAGGUCAUGCUCUGUUUUCAUGGGUACGACUUGUAUAACUGUAAUAUAUCCGCAAUGUCCGCAAUGCUUUGUUGAUCCAAGGCAUCUGGAUUUUUUCUUAUAAAAUAAGGGCCUGAUUAUCAAGGAUUACAAAUAAGGAGGGCUAAACUGCUUGUGCACAGAAACCCCAACCGACUGUAGAAUAGUGGGCAUGUUGUGGUUGAUCUAUAAAAAUUGCAUGCUCAGCAGAUAACAGGUACAACACUGGUUAGGGUCACCCAAUACAUGAGAGGAAGUCUUGUGUGCUACUUGCAGUUCUGGGACACAAGGUAACUGUAAAAGAGAGAUUACUUUAACUCAACUUUCAAAGACAUUGAUUUGGAGGUAAUAACAAACAGUAGUAAUGGAGAAAUAGUUACAAUGAUGAUAACAAAUAUUAUGCACUUUUCUUAUUGUUUUCUUAUUAUAGUAUUGCAAACUGCUACACAAUUUAUAAAAAAGAAAACUUUAAAUAAUAUAUAUUGCAUUUGAAA
This is a messenger RNA of Cyprinodon variegatus (sheepshead minnow), 2901 nucleotides long. It is a transcript of the gene hs6st3b, whose product is annotated as heparan-sulfate 6-O-sulfotransferase 3-like. Gene Ontology annotation, cellular component: membrane. NCBI's taxonomy places the organism in Eukaryota, Metazoa, Chordata, Actinopteri, Cyprinodontiformes, Cyprinodontidae. The record is from RefSeq and is a predicted model, not a curated record. The coding region runs from base 379 to 1665 and encodes 428 amino acids. Gene Ontology annotation, molecular function: heparan sulfate 6-sulfotransferase activity. The transcript is spliced from 2 exons.